This is a messenger RNA of Parastagonospora nodorum SN15, 1230 nucleotides long. RefSeq lists its product as hypothetical. Gene Ontology annotation, biological process: NADP+ catabolic process; NAD+ catabolic process. The transcript is spliced from 3 exons. The record is from RefSeq and is a predicted model, not a curated record. Gene Ontology annotation, molecular function: NADH pyrophosphatase activity. NCBI's taxonomy places the organism in Eukaryota, Fungi, Ascomycota, Dothideomycetes, Pleosporales, Phaeosphaeriaceae. Gene Ontology annotation, cellular component: cytosol. Bases 1 to 1230 code for a protein of 409 amino acids.
AUGUCACUGCCACAGCCCGAGCUUCCUGAGCCAGCCCAUCCUACUAUCGAUUCGAUGCUGAGCCGCAAGUUUGGGAAGGAGGUUGCCAAUUACUUCUCUGGCUCUCCCCUCAACCGCGUGUCUUUCCUGCGCCCCGACCACACCUUUCUGUCGCAAGCGCUCAAGCACCCGUCCACAACCUUCCUGCUCUUCAACAACCUUGACCCCCUCGUUCACGCAAAGGACAAGCUAGCCCAUCGCAAGUAUGCCGACGUGAAGGCCAUCAUUGGCGAUGACCCGUUUCAUCGAAGUGAGGAGGACACGAUUGCGCAAUACAAUUCGUCGCUGUACCUACCGCAGAUAAUAUUCCUCGGGCUCGACGAGAGAGAAGCAGGUUUUGAGUACAAGGGAAGAUACAAAGGCCAGCCAUGGUUCGCAGUCGACGUUACGCCAAAGGAAAGUAUCAAAGAGGCAGCAGAGAAACUGGUCGAGAAUUUGAAGGCGGAAGGCUUGACUUUCAAUGCUGGUAGGAUGAAUAUGAGUCUACCUGCUGAGCAAGCUGCCAUAUACGCCGAGGCUCGCCACCUCCUCGACUGGAACGCCCGCAACCCGUUUUGUGCCUCUUGCGGCUACAAAACUCUCUCCAUCAAUGCCGGUUUCAAACGCACGUGUCCACCCAAGGACAUCGCCCCCGAAGUCACAAACGCUGGUGAGCGGCCACCAUGUGCAACUCGCACAGGCAUAUCCAACCUAUGCUUUCCACGCACCGACCCGACAGUCAUCAUGGCCGUAGUAUCUGCCGAUGGCAAGAAGAUCCUCCUUGGGCGCCAAAAGCGUUGGCCUCCAUACUGGUACAGCACCCUUGCCGGAUUUCUCGAACCUGCCGAGAGCGUGGAGGAAGCUGUGAGGCGCGAAGUGUGGGAAGAGUCUGGGAUUCAUCUCGGCCGAGUAGUCAUCCAUUCGACACAGCCGUGGCCGUACCCUGCGAAUCUUAUGAUUGGAGCUAUUGGACAAGCAAUUCCAGAGGGCGAGGAGAUUAACCUCGGACAUGAUGCCGAAUUGGAGGAUGCGAAGUGGUUCACUGCAGAGGAAGUCCGAGAGGCACUCAAGGUUGGCACGAGUGGAUUGGGAGAGGAUGCGCCCGAGGGGUACAAGGAGGGCGGAUUGAGAUUGCCACCCAAGACAGCGAUUGCAAAUCAGCUGAUGACGGCUGUCGUUAACGGAUUUGCAUCUGGGACGCCGAUGAUUUAG